UAUUUUUAGUGAUUUAUGUUUUUUCAUAAGUUAUUUCAUAUUGCGCUGUUUUUUCAUAUUUCUUAAUAUUUUCUUAAUCAUUCGGUAUUAUCGUCAAUAAGCAAGAUAACAUUUUCCUGUAGUGAAGCUUCUAUACCCUUUGGGCUCUCUGACACAAUUACUUUUAACUCGGGUGGCUUAAAGGUCUAGUUACCAGGCCAUAAAAUUAUUUAAAAAAAAUUGUUUUUACUCGGGUGAAUCAUAGUCGACUGUUCACAUUUAAUAAAAAUUACGAAAACACAAGUUUUAUCUUAUCGAUUUUUCGUACUAUUUAUAGUAAUACCUUUUGUUAUGGAAAGAAUGGACUAUGAUAAUUAUGUUAUACUCGGACAUCAACCCUGUCAAACACGUGAAGCAAAGUUUUUAUGUAUUGAUGCUAUUUAUGAAAAACUUCACCGCCCAAAUUAUUAUGAUUUAGGAGGAACAUAUAUGGAAGAAAUUGGUGAGUACUGGUUUGUUACAAGAACGGACCAGAUUGGUGAAGUAUUUUUAAUUCACAUUUUUAUCACUAACAAGCUGGAAGGUAUUGUCAGCUUAAGUUUAAGUAGUGGUAAUACAGUUAUAUUUGAUAAAGACAAAAAUAUAGCAUUUCUGAGCCCCGAUUUAAACAAGUGUGAUUUUGGAAAGCUAGAAGAAUCAACUUUCAAGUAUGUGACUACAUACAGUUUUGAUAUUAUUGAAGUAGAUAUGCUUAAAGGUAAACAAUUAUUUAUACCCAUAUCAUUUGUUGAUAAAGAUGAAAAUGCUAGUCCUCUGGAGGCAGUUCUAGAUUUUAGCCCACUCUUGGAAGAACCAAUUGGAGCUGACUUUACAAUAGAAUCAGAAGAUGGAGAAAAGUUUCUUGUACAUAAAGUCUUGCUUAUGGCUCAUAGUGAAGUUUUUAGGGCGAUGCUAAAAGAAGACACUGCUGAGAGUAAAAACAACUGUGUGAAAUUAAUAGAUGUUAACAAAGAGGAGCUGCAACAUCUUCUAUAUUUUAUUUAUUCUGGAACUCUAAAAGAGGUGGAAAAUAUAAAUUUUUUUAAUAUGCUUAUUCUUGCAGACAGGUUUAAUCUCUCUGGUUUAAGAGAAUUAUCUGAACAUGCCUUAAUUCAACAAAUUUCCAUAGAGAAUGCAUUGGAAAUGCUAGCAGUUGCUGAUUCAUAUAAUUCUCAUUCAUUAAAAACAGCAUCUUUAAUAUUUAUAAAAAAAAAUAAAUCAGCCCUUGAAAAUACAAUUUUUGAUGAAAUUAAUAAUGCGGAAUUGAUAAGAGAAUUGUGUAAAUUCUUAGUUUCCUAAUGCACAUGUUUUGAUUCAUCCUAUCAACCCUAUCUUAUUUUCAAAAAAAAUUCAAGACAUAUAAGAAUAUUAUUAUUGUGUUUUUGUAUCUUGUAUUUGUAUGUUAUCUUUUUAAAACAGUAAUUAAUAGUUUGACUAACAAAACCUAUAUUAUAAUAUUUAAUAAAAGUUAACUUUUAACAUUAUGUUUCAUAUUAGUGGAACGUCAAGGAAGGUUAUGGGCGAAUAUCAAAUUUGCCGCAGCGUGAAAACAAUAAGUGUAAAAUAAUACUUUUCACUUGCGAUUUUGUUUGUGAAAUUCUCAAAAAAAUUAUUGCAUAUUCAAUUUUAUUGUACUUGUCGGAUCUCGAAUCCAAUAUCGCUGGACGACUUUCAUCCUCAUCGAUAAAUUCUUAAACCUGAUUUUCGUUCAAGUUCAUGAUAUAAGCCUAUUGUACAAAAAAACACGUGCGCGCAGGAUUUGUAGAUCGAUGAAAUUAUGCGUGGCCGCAGUGCGGCACGUUGCGGGAAAUUUGAAGGCGCCUUAAAACGUUGGGAAUUAUAUAUAUAUAAAUUAAAUGAUUUAUCCUUCUUCUUUUAUUAUACAUAUAUAUAUAUAUAUAUACGUAUAAUAAAAGAAGAAGGAUAAAUCAUUUAAUUUUCGAAAAUUCAUAACAUUUCAUAUGUGUCACUUGGUUGUUAAAUAUUUUAGAUUGGUUCUGAAGUUUUCAUAACUGUAUUACGUUUACGUAGUCGGUCCCAAAGUUCUUUCAUAAAUGGAAAUAACAAAAUUUAGUUAAUACAGGCCCUUAAGCGCCUUUUAGAGAAUGUUUUUUUAAAGAUGACUUCAGACUUUCCAAAUUUUUAUGGGGUUUGUCACAGACCUUCCUCACUAAGACCUGCCAAAUUUAACAGUCCAAAAGAUUAGGGUCCGGAGGAAGAUCAAUCCUCAUGUCUAGUUAAGUCGAUGUUUUGACGCUCAAACUAGGCUUGAGAGGCCUUGGCUUUGUGUGCAGGCGCAAUGUCCUGCUGGAGCACGAAGUGAUGUCCCAUAAAUACGGCAGAUCUUUGACAAGCCGAUCCAAAACCGUCUCUUGGUACACUGUUGCACUGCCUCCUUUUCGCAAAAUGAACCUCAUUUGGCCCGUAAUAGGACACUGCCAACCAGACCAUUAUUCAUGAUGGAUGAUGUACAUGUUGCACCAUCGGAACUUUAUUUCCAUCUUCUUCAGAACUCCUAGCGUGUACUCUAUCAUUCUGUUUAUUGUACUUCUCUUCAAUAUCAAAAUUCUUUUCGUCCGUAAAGAGGACAUCACCGUGUCGGUUUUUCACGUAUGCGUAAUGCGGUACGCGCUCUUAAGCCUUAUUGCUUUUAGAUGAGCAUUAAGUAAGUGCCCACUCUUUUUUUUUUUGUAUGCUCGUAGACCAAGAUUUUCAUUUAAAACCUUUUAUACUGUUUUCCUACUGACUCCCAUCUGCAAAGCCAUCAACUUUUGUUUUUGGACAGGAUUUCUUGCUAUCCGCGCCUUGAUAGGUUUGCUAUAUAGAUAGAAAGGUUGGUUACUGCUUGUGUUCUUGCGAAGCGUGGCUGGCCAGUUCUUUUCUUGUCGGCGAUUACUACGGCGAGUGGCCACAGCGGUGCAACGCAGUAACAGCUAUUCGGUUUUCUUUCAAUGUCCACUCCAUCGUGAAAAAUCACGGAAAGUGAUUGUUUUUUGUUUUAAAACAAUAGUCAAACAUUCAAAAAUAGAAUGCAAUAAUUUUUACCAUAUAAUAAUAUAAAACCAUGUUCGAAAUUUUAAAAUAAUGUGCCAGUGACAGAACUUUGGGACCAACUACAUAAUAAUGUAAUUAAAAAUUUUGUACUAAGGUUUGACUACAUUUUACAGAAAUAUAUGUAGGUGAAACGAAAUUCAACGGGUCAUCUAGUAGUUUAACAAAACUGUAAUUACCAUUGUAAUGAAUGAUAAUAAAUUAUACCAUAUAUAA
Messenger RNA from Pieris brassicae (large cabbage white), 3285 nucleotides. RefSeq names its product BTB/POZ and MATH domain-containing protein 2-like. Gene Ontology annotation, biological process: proteasome-mediated ubiquitin-dependent protein catabolic process; regulation of proteolysis. The record is from RefSeq and is a predicted model, not a curated record. Bases 331 to 1317 code for a protein of 328 amino acids. Lineage: Eukaryota; Metazoa; Arthropoda; Insecta; Lepidoptera; Pieridae. Gene Ontology annotation, cellular component: cytoplasm. The transcript has 2 exons. Gene Ontology annotation, molecular function: ubiquitin protein ligase binding.